Messenger RNA from Nilaparvata lugens (brown planthopper), 797 nucleotides. RefSeq names its product inverted formin-2-like. The record is from RefSeq and is a predicted model, not a curated record. The transcript has 3 exons. The annotation marks the transcript as partial. Lineage: Eukaryota; Metazoa; Arthropoda; Insecta; Hemiptera; Delphacidae.
GUCACAGCUAUUCCACCGCCACCCCCUCUGCCAACGGGAGCUAUUCCACCGCCACCCCCUCUGCCAACGGGAGCUAUUCCCCCGCCACCACCACCUCCAAUGAUGGCGCCUCCACUUUCCACAGCAUGAAGUCAGGCGUGGGAAAUGCAGUGUUGAGGAAAAGCAAGACAUUGCCGCAACAGAGCACCAUCAAGAUGAAGACCCUCAACUGGACCAAGGUUCCCAAGCAGAAGAUUGCAAAAUCCUUGUGGUCAGACUCAGAAGUAAAACUGCCAAUUCUGAAAGUGGACUUCUCGAAAAUGGAGGAGCUGUUCUGCCAGAAACAGCCGACAAAGUCAGCUGAUGCCACCAAGAAUCAGCUGGCAGAGAAGAAGGUGCAGAAAGUGAACCUGUUGGACAGCCAGCGCAGUUUCCUGGUCAACAUAUUCCUCAACCAAUUCAAGGGAAAUGUUGGGGUUGUCCUGAACUCAAUUGAAAAUGGCACCGGUCUACCUGUGGAGAACCUGAAAUCGUUGAUGAAACUCAUGCCCGAAAAGAAAGAGAUUGCUGAAAUACGCGGUUAUGCCAGCAGCAAAAACCUUGGGGAAGCUGAGAACUUCUACCUGCAUCUGUCUGACAUCGCUGACUACGAGCUGAGAGUGCAGGCAAUGCUCUACAAAGCAGAAUUCCAUGAACGAUACACUGACGCAUCUGAGCAUUUGGAGAAAGUGAUUGAAACCUGCGAGUUCCUCAUCAAUGAUUGCAGUCUCAAGCAGUUCUUGUUGCUCAUCCUGCAACUUGGAAAUAAACUGAAUGCU